CUCAGCCUCGCAAGGCGUUUCGCAUCUCCGCUCCUCACGCAACACAACAUGGUCAUAUCACAUCUUACCACCCCCCGUGCAACUUCUGGCUCCUCCAUUGAUCCCUCGACGCCCUGAUGCCUGAUCUACGCUGGAUCGAUGUCGGUCCGUAUUCAGUUUGAUCAGCCCGUACAGAGGUGCUACACGAAUCUCGAUUUCGUCUCGGGCAACGUUAUCCUCAUCCUCCCCAACGAUGCCACCAUCUCUGCAGUCACGGUCAAGCUCGAGGGCGAGAGUCGGACUCGGCUUGCCGUGCCCAAGUUUCCAAACAAUGAACGGUCGGAUAAGAAGAGGUCGGAGCUAGAAUUGCACAAGCUUUUGUAUAAAGUCAUCACCGUCUUCCCAACACCCGAGCUUCAAGAAAGAAGCAGCGGCGCCGCCUACACUCUCCUAGCUGGCCAAUACCUCUACCCGUUCAAGUUCAAGUUCCCAUUCAACAAUGACUGCCAAAGGAAUCCGAGUGCCCUGAAAGAUAUCAAACUCGGCCAUGUGAAUGUUCAAUUCGCACCCGACACCACGAGACAUGUGAAGAAGACACUGCCACCCUCACUGAGUGGCUUUCCCGGCGAGGCGGAAAUCAAAUACUAUGUGAAGGCGACAAUCGUCCGCCCCAAGUUCUUCCAAGAGAAUAUCAGAGCGAUCGCCGAUAUCAACUUUCUGCCCAUCGAGCCUCCUCGGCCUCCCAAUCGUCAUGAGGAGACGUUUGCGAGAAGAAAGAGACAGUUCCAGAGAUACCCGGCCGAGUCGCAGAAAAAGAUGGCUGGCCUUUUCGGUAGAAAAUCUUCGACUCCGACAUCCGCGGAGGAAGAACCUCCCGCUUUUCAGGUCGAUGCCCGCCUGCCAAGUCCCGCCAUUAUCACCUGCAACGAACCUCUGCCGCUACGAAUACUGGUUGAGAAGCUCAAUGACAGCUCCGCCACUGCCUACCUCAAGAUGCUGCAAAUUGAACUCACAGGGUACACCCAAGUCAGAGCUCUUGAUCUAGAAAGAACUGAAACCACAAAGUGGCCAUUGAUGUCGCAGGCGAACAUGAACAUGCCACUCGGCAAUCCCAGCGAUAAAGGUCGUAAGGAAUGGAAACUUCCUUCUCGACUGUGGGAGGAUUUUCCGCUCCCCAAUACCGUCUGCCCUUCAUUCGAUACCUGCAACAUCUCUCGGCGAUAUGAACUAGAGGUCACGGUCGGUUUGGCUCAUGCUAUGGCAAGCGGCCUACGACCGGAGCUUAUGGUCCUUCCUUUGCGUCUACCUGUCUUGGUGUACUCCGGCAUUGCUCCUCCUCCGAAGCUGCUGCAGGCUAUGGCCAAUAACCCUCGUCCUCAACCUGCUCCUCUACACUUGGCCCCACCAAGACCUUCCGAGAUAAACGGAAUGUCUUCGCAGCCGACCACCCCAUUAGAGACGCCAACAACUCCUUUGUCUGAGAUCAACUCGUAUCCGGCCCCGGUGGGCUCUUACAAUCCGCAUGAGCAAUCGGAUAUCCCUGACGACGCCCCACCCAGCUAUGAGGACGCUAUGGCUGAGGAUAUUGCACCUGUCGAUGGUCCUCGGCGGGAAUACCACGUGCCAUCUGAGCCCGUAGCUCAGCGGCCGGCCUUCAACCCCGAUGCGAAAGGUAGCGGACUCGGCCGACGAGUCAGCGAGCGAUUAUUUUCCGGCGGGGAACCAAUCAGUCCUACUAGGACAACUUCGAUGGGAAACGCGAUGCCAGACUUUACCAUAACUGAGGACGAAGAUGCCGGGUCUCCGAGCUCACCGUCAGGCGGAAGCUCAAGCCGAAUGUCUAGCUGGAAGCGGAGUUUCAGUGGACGGAAGGAAUAAAAAGCAUUCUUCUGGACAUUUCUACGGUAGUAACGUCGGUACGCCAUUAUGAAGAGCGUGGAGUUGGACAUAAGCAACACCCGAUGAACAAUCAGGAAUUGAUAUUCUUAUACAUAAUACAUGCGUUCUCUGUGACA
Messenger RNA from Cladophialophora immunda, 1994 nucleotides. RefSeq lists its product as uncharacterized. Gene Ontology annotation, molecular function: protein-macromolecule adaptor activity; ubiquitin protein ligase binding. The record is from RefSeq and is a predicted model, not a curated record. Lineage: Eukaryota; Fungi; Ascomycota; Eurotiomycetes; Chaetothyriales; Herpotrichiellaceae. Gene Ontology annotation, biological process: ubiquitin-dependent endocytosis. The transcript is spliced from 4 exons. The coding region runs from base 139 to 1857 and encodes 572 amino acids. Gene Ontology annotation, cellular component: cytosol; cytoplasm; plasma membrane.